This is a messenger RNA of Dicentrarchus labrax (European seabass), 5879 nucleotides long. It is a transcript of the gene slc7a11, whose product is annotated as solute carrier family 7 member 11. Gene Ontology annotation, molecular function: L-amino acid transmembrane transporter activity. Lineage: Eukaryota; Metazoa; Chordata; Actinopteri; Moronidae. The transcript has 12 exons. Bases 469 to 1980 code for a protein of 503 amino acids. Gene Ontology annotation, cellular component: membrane. The record is from RefSeq and is a predicted model, not a curated record. Gene Ontology annotation, biological process: amino acid transmembrane transport.
CAACAGCUGCUUUUAGAGGAAGAACUAGGGAGAGGAUAAAUACAGAGUGAGGGGGCCGGACUAACAGAAAGGCAAACGCAGGAUGAGACAGCAAUACAGACAAGAGUAACAGAGAAACAGGAACAAGAGAGAGAGAAAAAAAAAAGUUUGGUGAAGUCAGACAGGGGAAGAGCAGGCCUCCAGGGCGGUGCAGUGAGUGAACAGGGCAUGAAUGACAAGGAGAGAGAGAGAGAAGGAGAGAGAAAGACAGAACAAGGAGGUCUUUCCUCCUGUAUUUUAGUUUUACUCCAGUUUUGUAACUUUGCCUGCACCAGUCACAGAGGCUGAGUGAGACCAGGCUAGACCCAGGGAACAGAUCACAGGUGAAACACACUUUGAGUCCAUUCAAAAGAAGAGAGACUGUGUGUGUGUGUGUGUGUGUGUGUGUGUGUGUGUGUGUGUGUGUGUGUGUUAGGCAGUGUUUGAAAAAUGACCAAAAAGUCUGCAUCUGCUCAAAAAGAUGGAAGAGUGGCAGCAAAUGGACACAAAGUAUCCCCAAAUGGGACUCUGUCGGACGGCAGCGGGAAGCUGCAGGACGGGGACGACAGGAAGGUGGGGCUGGGGAAGAAGGUGACCCUGCUCCGAGGUAUCGCCAUCAUCAUCGGCACCAUCAUCGGAGCGGGGAUCUUCAUCUCUCCGAAGGGCAUCCUGAAGCACUCGGGCAGUGUUGGGAUGUCUCUGAUAGUGUGGAUCGCCUGCGGGGUGCUGUCACUCUUCGGAGCCCUGUCCUACGCUGAGCUGGGGACUUCUAUUAAGAAGUCUGGUGGACACUACACAUAUAUAAUGGAAACCUUCGGACCUCAGAUGGCUUUCAUACGACUGUGGGUUGAUCUCAUCGCUAUAAGGCCUGCGGCAAUGGCAGUCAUCUCUCUGGCCUUUGGUCAGUACAUCCUGGAGCCUCUGUUCAUGCCCUGUCAUAUCCCCCCUAUGGCCAUUAAAUUGACCACCGCCAUUGGCAUAACAUCUAUUAUGUACCUGAACAGUAUGAGUGUGACGUGGACAGCAAGGAUUCAAAUUGUCCUCACCUGCAGCAAGCUGCUGGCCAUCGCCAUCAUCAUAGUGCCUGGAAUGUACCAGCUCUUUAAAGGGGAGACUAGGAACUUUGAGAAUGCCUUUGAGCUGAGCAAUGUGAAGCUGUCCGGUAUGCCACUGGCCUUCUACUCUGGGAUGUAUGCAUACGCUGGGUGGUUCUAUUUGAACUUUGUGACAGAGGAGGUAGAGAACCCUGAGCGGACUGUGCCAUUAGCUAUCUGUAUCUCCAUGGCGAUUGUGACUACCUGCUAUGUGCUGACCAACGUGGCGUACUACACUGUGAUGUCAGCAGAGGAGCUCCUGGCCUCGGACGCAGUUGCUGUGACCUUUGCAGAGAAGCUCAUGGGGAAGUUCUCCAUAGCGGUGCCGGUGUUUGUGGCCUUGUCCUGCUACGGCUCCAUGAACGGCGGCACCUUUGCCCUGUCAAGAAUGUUCUAUGUGGCAUCGCGUGAAGGACAGCUCCCUGAGGUUUUGUCUAUGGUCCACAUUCGCAGACACACUCCACUGGCUGCUGUCCUCAUACUGUACCCUAUGACCAUCCUCCAGCUGUUUGUGGGAGACAUCUACAGCCUGCUGAACUUCAUGAGCUUCCUGCGGUGGCUUUUCAUCGGUGUGGUAGUGCUGGGUUUAAUCUAUCACCGAUAUACAAAACCUGAUCUCCCCCGCCCCUUUAAGGUCCCACUCUUCAUCCCAGUGGUGUUCUGCCUUACAUGUUUCUUUAUGGUCUUCCUAUCUCUGUACUCGGACCCGGUCAACACAGGAAUUGGAUUUGCCAUUUCCCUCACAGGCAUCCCCGCCUACUAUAUGUUUAUUAAAUUCAACCGCAGACCAAAGUGGCUUCAGAGGGCUUUAGAUUCCUUUAACAGAACCCUGCAGAUCAUCCUGAUGGUUGUCCCUGUGGAGCAAUAACAGCACACAAUCACUAUAUCACCUCUAUGGUCACCUCAGAUUACACAUAGACACAGAGCUGAGCUCAGACAGUUAAACUGCUGUUGUAUUGUCCAAAAGACUGACUUAUUGCAAAUGUUAGAAGUUAUAAAUGUGAGUUUAUAUAAUGUGUGUUAUUAAAGGGCGAAUAUGUAUGUUCAUGUUAUAUCCACAGUAUGUGUCACUGUUUUGGUGAACAUUGUGAUUAUUUAUUGAAUAGCAAAUUCCCACCUGAUCACCAUUUUCUCCUCAACAAGCCACACUAGCUGUAUCCGUGCAUCACUGCGCAUGAUAUAUGAUAUAUAUAUAUAUAUAUAUAUAUAUAUAUAUAUAUAUACUAUAAUGUGAUUUUAUUAUACAGUAUGCGAUUCUUUGUAGAAAGGUUUGUCCCACGUUAUCACUGUUUCCUUAAAGCAACCACAUACUCAGUGGACUCUACAGGUGGGACUUGCUGGACAUUUUUGUCUAUCUCACCAGCUGGAGGUCAUCAGCUGAGGCUCUUUAAUGUUUUUCUCCUUUAACCCAUUCAUUUUUUGGUGGUUCAAAUAGCAACCAUUGUGAAAUCAUCAGCAUCAGUCUUCAGAUUCAAAUGACACUUGUCAACCCGGUAUAUAUGAAGGUUGGUUCCCCUCUUGCAUCAUUUCUGGACACGCCCUCUGUUGAAGUCAGGUAACAUAGUAUAAAGAGCAAGAAAGUCUGCAAAUGGAGAUGGAUGGAAGGCUCCAACAAACACAGGACUUAAAUCCUGGACAUUGUUAUUGGUUUCCUGUGUAAAACCAUUAGAAAACAGUGUCUUUUAAGUAAUGUAAGCAAGUUAUGUCAAAUACAUCACAUAACUACAGUCUUUUCCUAAAUCUAACCAAACUGCGACUGUUUCACAACCACACAAGCUUUAGUUUAAAAUUCUAACUGGAUGUUGCAUAUUUAUUGUUGCUAACUUGACUGGAGAGCGAUGCACAUCCAGAAAUGAUGCUAGAGGGAUACCUACAGUGCCUGUAUCUAACCAGUUGUGAGUCAGAACGUGUUGCAUCCAUCUUGAUCAAUAACUAUAAAAUGAUUAACUAUAGGACACAUGCCUUGAAAACUGUAUUCUUUUGACACAACAUAGCAUAGUAGAAGGAUGGGUGGAGGUUGUGUUGAGACAUUUACCUUCAAAUCUGAUGAGCAGUGUGCAGAGUUAUAAUAGUUGUUUUUUAAGUUAAAGGAGAGGUUAAGGGUUAGAGUUAGGGUUUUAGUUACAUAGGUUUAGAAUUUGAGAGUUAAAAGAAGCAAUAAACUUGGUGAAUACAAUGUCAUUAUGUUGCGAGCCAACAGCAACAUGUACCCUGCUUCUGCUAAAUUACUAAGGAUGUUGGCUUUGCAAGGAUGGGAGACCUCCUGGGUAAGCCAAGUUGCUGCUGGAAGUGGUGUUGGUGGGCCAAUAGGGGACAGUUUUCCCCUCUGGUCCUAAUAAAAAAAAUAAUCCCAAUGCCUCAGUGCAGCGACUGUGCCAUAGGAGACGCUGUCCUUCGGAUGAGAUGUUAAACCAAGGUCCAGAUUCACUGUGGUCAUUAAAGAUCCCAUGCAAUUUAAUACAAAAAUUAGGGGAUCCCCGAUGUCCUGGCAAAAGUCCCAAGCUGGCUUUCUCCAUCUGGCAAUCUGAUCAUCCCCGAGUAUAAUUGGCUGUUUCCCUCUCCACCUCAAGCUGAUGUGUGGUGAGUCUUCUGGCACAAAACAGCUGUUGUGCACAUCGGUAGUCCCAAUGCAGGAUUUAGUGGCAUCUCGUGGUCAAGGUUCUGAUAGCAGGUCCCAGAGCGUAAAAACCAAAACAAUGAGCUGAAAGAUGCUAAAAUGCUCAGUCAAACUAAGUGAAACUGUAGAGUUGGUGAUAAUUCUCUGUGGGUGUGUCAUUACACAUAGUCCUUUGAUCCUUUUUAAUAUAAAAAUAUUAAUUAUUGCAGCUUUAACUUGUUGACUUGAACAUAUCGGUGCUAACACAGUCCCUGGGCAUAAAAGAUAUUUGAGAUUUCUUUCAGGUUGCAGAACCCAUGUUGUACAUCAGAUUGUUGUGUCCCUCUUCCAGACAGGUUUUAGUAUGCAGAUGGCCCAGCCCUAACAUUAGGACCUUUGCCAUUUGAUUCAACCAUUAUUAUAACUUCCCAUCACCUCUCUGACCUUAUGUGGACUCUCUACUCCCCUGGUAGUCUCCCAUUAGCCAGUCAGACUGCAUCAGCACCACCCUCUUCCCUCCUGCAUCAAGAAUGAAGUGGCUUGGCCCUAUGUGCCCUGGUGUGGUUACAGUCUUACUCAGAGGGGUGUGAGUGAAUGUGUGUGUGUGUGUGUGUGUGUGUGUGUGUGUGUGUGUGUGUGUGUGUGUGUGUGUGUGUGUGUGUGUGCUGUCUGCUGAUGUGGCUGCACUCCAUUCCCCCUGGGUGGGAUUUGCAGGUAAUCUGUCUGUGUAACCGCUGCCCUGUGGCACACUGCAUUCCCUCUCAGCUCUGUGUCCUGUAAAUGGAGGGCUUUUAAUGCUGAUGAGAGGAUGGCAGCAUAGAGACAAAAUGCCCGGGAGCUUCCACUUCAGUGCUGAGCCAUAAAAACGCUGGCUUAAAGUCAGCUAGCAUUAGCCUUUGUGUGAGCAAAGCUAGCUGUGCCCACGCUGCAGGCAUAUAGAGUUUCUACAGCACACUGCUGAUGGCUGGUUGGCUGUCACUGCUCAGGUCUGAUUGUUACUUUAACAUUUACUUAAGUGACUUAACAUGAGCCGUAAUUAACACAUGAAGGGCAAACACAUUUAAUAAUGCUUUGCAGAGACCCCUUCACUGUCAGGGCGCCCACCCCAUUGUGUAUGUUAAGGUGCAGUGUGUAACAUUGAGGAGGAUCUAUUGUCAGAAAUGGAAUAUAAUAUUCAUAGGUAUGUUUUUAUUAGUGUAUAAUCACUUGAAUAUAAGAAUUGUUGUGGGUAUGCGGGUCCUUUUCUAAGGAGUCUACAGUAGCCCAGAACAGACAAACCAAACACUGGCUCAAGACAGGAUAUAUAUUUUCUCGUAUUUCUAGGCCACCAUAGUUUCUCUAUCAUGCUUUGAAGAGGAGGGUGAAGUAAGGAGGCUGUACUCAAGACCACCUUUGUUGAGUCUAAGACUCAGUCUAAGUCCUCGACCAGGACCAGUCAAGACAGAGUCAAGACAGAGUCCAAAGAGUCCAAAAAGUUUUAAGUCCAAAUAUUUACUUGUACUCCAAAUAGGAGUAAAAGUACAGAGUCCAAGACAGGUCUGAGACAAUAGAAAAAAUGUCUUGAGGACUACUACAGGACUGGAAACUACAGCACUAAAUGCCACUAAAUCCUACACUGGACUGUGACAGUAGGAUGUGUGGAGCCCUGUGCCUGAUUGGUUCCAGCUGGUGAGGCUUGGCCCAUUCACACCUUCCUACUUCCUUUCUAUCGAGGCGAAACAUCCUGAUUGGACCGGCACCAGUGCACCUAGAAGCUUAGCUCUCCGGUAUUUGCAGCUGGGCAACAUGCUUCUUCUUGUUUAAUAUGUCAGACUGUUAACUGUUAAUCUUGUAUUAACUUCCUGAAACUAGUAUUGGGGCAUUCACUAACUACCUGCGGACUGGGCCAGGUUUAGAUCUAAAAACUCACACAGAAUUUCUUUAUUUAGAGUCAAUAGGUUCAGGGGUGCUGUUUUGACUGUUUUUGGUUUUAUCAAGUAGAGUUAGAUAGUGAGGUUAUUCUUUUCAGAAGUUAGCUGUAGCUGUUGAAGAGUCCUCUUUUGGUAUAUAUAUUUAUUUCUUUGAUUUAAACAGCAUCCACCAGCCCUUUUCCUUUAUAGUUUGCUUUUUUUUUUGUUUGUUAGAAUUAUUCUGAGCUCCAUGUAAUAAAUAACUUUGUUUGACCAAAAACA